Molecule: messenger RNA, 990 nt
Organism: Trichoderma reesei QM6a
Lineage: Eukaryota; Fungi; Ascomycota; Sordariomycetes; Hypocreales; Hypocreaceae
Exons: 3
Coding region: 1-990 (329 amino acids)
Molecular function (GO): oxidoreductase activity
Source: RefSeq, a predicted model, not a curated record
AUGGGUUCGAAGCCUAAUUCAGCGCUCAAGAUUGUCUUUGGGGCUAUGACCCUGGGUGAAAAAGGCGCAAACCAAGCUCGUGUCCAUACCUUGGAAGAGUGCGCCGAGAUCCUCGAUGUGUUUCAAGAAUUUGGCCACUCAGAGGUCGAUACAGCCCGUGUCUAUGGAGGAGGAAGUUCGGAGCGGUUCCUUGGACAAUUGGAGUGGCAGAAGAGAGGCAUUGUCAUGGAUACGAAGCUGGCGCCUCACGGAGAAUACGACCAUACGCCAGCCAGUAUUCGAAAAGGCCUCUUAGACAGCUUGAAGGCUCUUGGGACAGACAAGGUCGACAUGUGGUACCUUCAUGCGCCUGACCACAACACGCCAUAUGAGGAUACUCUCCGCGAAGUCAACAAGCUAUACGAAGAAGGCUACUUCAAACGCUUCGGCAUCAGCAACUACUCUGCAUGGGAGACUGCCCAGCUCUGUGAAAUCAGCAUCCGCAACGGAUGGAAAAAGCCUGACGUCUACCAGGGCGUGUACAACGGCCUCCACCGAGCGGUCGAGCCAGAGCUCUUCCCCUGUCUCCGAUACUACGGCAUAGCCUUUUACCAGUAUAAUCCCUUGGCUGGAGGCAUCCUCACUGACAAGUACAAGCUCGACUAUACGGAGCAUGAAGAGGGCAGCCGCUUUGACCCCAAGCGACCACAAGGAGCUCAGUAUCGUGCGAGGUACUGGAACGAGACAUACUUCAAGGCACUAGAUAUCGUGAGGCCUGUUGCGGCCAAGCUCGGCAUUCCCACUGCCGAGGCUGCCUUGCGAUGGUCUCUCCACCACAGCUUGUUGAAGAAGGAACACGGCGAUGCCAUCAUCAUUGGUGCAAGCAGUGCUCGCCAGUUGAGGGAGAAUCUGACGAGCUUGGAAAAGGGGCCGUUGCCAGAUGAGCUAGUCGCGGCGUUUGACGAGGGAUGGGAAGUGGCUAAGCCAGUUUGCAGACCUUAUUUUCGCUAA